UCAUACCCUGACAAAGCAAAAACAAAUUUACAGACAAUUCUCAAUAUUCAAACUCAUCUAAGAAACUCGGAAAUAUUUAAAAAUGGAGAAGUCAACCUCCAAACUUGUCUCUUUCUUGCUUGUUCUCUUCAUCGUUGCUCACUGUAAUAACCUUCGCUAUCAAUAUCCUCUCAUUUCUUUCUUCUGAACGAUUUUUUCUUACAAUACUUUGAUUUCAAUCAUCUUCUUAACAUCGAAAGUACGUUAAUUUUUUUGUUCCCGCAGAUGGAGAAGUAUCGAGAUUUGGAAGAGCAGAGGCAAGAGGUCUUCUAACAAGUAACAUUUUUGACCACUGCAAAAUGGAUGCUGAUUGCCAGGAUCUAUGUGGAAAUACGUGCAUGAUUCCUGAAUAUUCUAUAUGCGGAUGUGCCGAUAAUCAAUGUGGUUGUCAAUCUUCACUAUUCCCAAUUAACAUUCCUGUGGCCAACCAAGGAAAAAACUGAUAAUUAGUUCAUAAAAGCCUGCUAAUAUCGAUAAGAAAAAUGGAUAUUCAUAGUUCAUAAUAAAAGUUAAAUCAAUAGUUGUUGAUGGACUAGUUGCUAGCAAUGCUUAAGGUUCAUUUUUGGAGGUCAUAGUUUUUUGAACAAAAAAUUGCUUUGGGAGUUCAGCUACCAUAAAAACUGUUACAUAGGUUCAUCCUCAAUUCUCUUUUUUUCCCCCUCCUAUGAUCUUCAUACGCGACCAUUACUUCGUUCAUCGAAGAAUGUACAACUGUCCUUUGUGAAUUGUGAGUAAUAUUACGAAGAUGUUCAUCAUUUUAUGUUUUUCGCAUGUAGUGGUAAAUUAACACCCGGUAAAAGGAUUUGAUGUAAAAUCCCGACCUACAAAAUUAGUACGAGACCUUUUGCAGAGUAUAUACCCAAACGUAAAUUCGUGCAGUCUUGACAAAAAACAGACAAUAUCGAACUAAUUGAGCUACCCGGUCUCGCCAUCAACAUAUAAUAUACAUUGACUUAACUAACAUACUUGUGAUGUAGAUCUUGUGCUAUAGAGUUUCCUACCAAACCCUAAUAACCGGCCAUAGGCCAUAAGCCCAUAACCAAUGAGAAGUAGAGAAAUCUCGACGCGGGUUGGAUUUACGUGUUGGGCCCUUUAAACUUAACGGGCUCUUUCUCCGUGGGCCUGGUAAAGUCGGUGCCCCGUUUCACACUAUCGGUGCCCAAUUCCUAAGUCGGCGGGUACAGUUCAAACCCGGGAAAUAAAAACCUACGAAGCAGAACUUCUAAGCCUUUUAGUUGCUCCCUCCUUCGCCCUUCUCCCUUUUCCCGCCGCCGCCACAACCUCCGGCGUCUCGCUCCCCCGCGCCGCUUCCUUAUUGAUUUUCCUCUGACGCCGAUUCAAGCUUCAAGGUGCGUGAAACUUGGUCUUUUUUGCUUUAUCUGAUUCUGUUCCACGGAUUCGGACUCGGUAUGCUUUCAUGUUCGAUUUCCUUGUUUCCCCGUUAUGCUAUUUCAAUUAAUCUGCGGAACGAUUGAAGUUUUUUCUGAGUCUCAUGGCGUGAUGAAAUCCCUCGAUUGGGUUUCAUCGCUGAUACGGUUUUAGAGGGUUUUGAUUGAGGGAGGAGACGAUUUUUCAUUUUCUGCAACUUACUGUGUUUUAGGGUUUAAUUGAGGUUGGAGAAUUAAGCGUUGAGCGUGUGUGCUUGUUUCCGUUGUGUUUUGAGCAGAGGAUCGUCCGCGAUGGAUGAAGAUAAAGGGAUGUUCAAUGUCCAGCAGACGAUUGGUACAGUGCUCUGCUGCAGAUGCGGCAUCAAAAUGCAGCCAAACGCGGCCAACAUGUGCGUGAGGUGCCUUCGAUCGGAGGUGGAUAUUACCGAGGGUUUACAGAAGCAUGUGGUGAUCUCCCACUGCCCGGAAUGCGACUGCUACCUGCAGCCACCCAAGACCUGGCUCAAAGCUCAGUGGGAGUCGAAAGAGCUCCUCACAUUCUGCGUCAAGCGGCUGAAGAAUCUCAACAAGGUGAGGCUGAUCCACGCUGAGUUUGUCUGGACCGAGCCACACUCCAAACGGAUCAAGGUCCGGGUGACGAUCCAGAAGGAGGUCCUCAAUGGUGCGGUCCUCGAGCAAGCUUAUGUUGUUGAGUAUGUUCAGCAGGACCACAUGUGUGAGUCUUGCUCGAGAGUGGCGGCCAACCCUGACCAGUGGGUUGCUUCGGUGCAGCUUCGUCAGCAUGUUUCUCAUCGUCGGACGUUCUUCUACCUCGAGCAGCUGAUACUGAAGCACGAUGCUGCUGUGAAGGCUAUAAAGAUCAAGCAGAUGGAUCAAGGUAUCGACUUUUUCUUUGGGAACCGUAGCCAUGCUGUGAAGUUCCUGGAAUUUCUGGGGAGCGUUGUCCCGACCAAGAGCCGUGAUGAUAAGCAGCUGGUUUCUCACGAUGUCAAGAGCAGUAAUUACAACUACAAGUACACUUUCUCGGUCCAGAUCAGCCCGGUUUGUCGUGAGGAUUUGAUUUGCUUGCCUCAGAGGCUGUCUUCCAGUUUGGGCAACAUUGGGCCUCUUGUUGUCUGCACCAAGGUGACCAACAGCAUUGCACUGCUCGAUCCUUUCACAUUGAGGCACUGCCAUCUGGACUCUGAUCAGUAUUGGAGGCAUGGUUUCAAGUCGUUGCUGACCAGUAGGCAGCUAGUGGAGUACAUUGUGUUGGAUAUCGAAAUCCCCUCGCCACCAAUGGAGGCUAAAAUCGGUGGGGUCAGGUACCUAUUGGCCGAUGCCCAGGUGGCUCGAGUGUCCGAUUUCGGCCGCAACGACAACAUCUUCUUCGUGAGGACUCACCUUGGACAUCUUCUGAACCCAGGCGACCAUGCCCUCGGCUACGACCUCUAUGCUGCAAAUAGCAACGAUAGCGAGCUGGAGAAGUACAAGAAUCUCGUGUUGCCAGAGGUGGUCCUGAUAAAGAAGAGCUACGAAGAGGCGCGGCUGAGGAAACGAGGGAAGCCUAGGAAGUACAAGCUCAAGCACCUGGAGAUGGAAGUCGACGACAGAGCCAGGGUCGACGAAGAGAAGGAGAGGUCGGAUUACGAGCAGUUCCAAAGGGAUAUCGAGGAGAACCCCGAGCUGCGGUUCAAUCUGUCGCUGUACCGUAACAAGGAGUACCAGGAGGAGUCGGAUGCCGGCUCAAUGGCUGAUGAUGCUGCAGCUCCGCUGGAGGAGCUGCUUGCUGAUCUUGUGCUGCUUGAUGAGAGUGAUGAGGAGGAAGAUGAGGGCAUGAGAGAAUGAGGACAGAGUGUGUUGGGUAUUUCUUUUUGUGUUAUUCAGAGAAGUACUUUUAAGAUGGUAAAGAUUGAACUUUUGUUCUGUGACAUUUGUAGCGGUUGCUAAUUCUGUAAUCGUUGUAUGGGUUUGUUGAACUGAGCUGUGCUGGUGUAAGCCUUAUCUUAUAAGGAAUUUCCAAUCACUACUAUCUAUUUUAUUUGGAAUUCACAAUCUCACAGUGUGAUUAUAAUUUGCUUCACAAAUAUCAGCUCAAUCAAAUACACGCCACUGCUGACC
Messenger RNA from Linum trigynum, 3527 nucleotides. The record is from the annotation of a GenBank genome assembly. Lineage: Eukaryota; Viridiplantae; Streptophyta; Magnoliopsida; Malpighiales; Linaceae.